This is a messenger RNA of Adelges cooleyi (spruce gall adelgid), 1851 nucleotides long. RefSeq names its product putative inorganic phosphate cotransporter. Gene Ontology annotation, biological process: transmembrane transport; monoatomic anion transport. Gene Ontology annotation, cellular component: plasma membrane. Lineage: Eukaryota; Metazoa; Arthropoda; Insecta; Hemiptera; Adelgidae. The record is from RefSeq and is a predicted model, not a curated record. Bases 81 to 1568 code for a protein of 495 amino acids. Gene Ontology annotation, molecular function: transmembrane transporter activity. The transcript has 10 exons.
AUUUGUAGCACCCGAAGUACCACUUGUAGUAGGUACGCUUUAGUGUUAUUUGAAAGUCGUUGGUGGCAUCAUUGAAAAAUAUGGACAAACGGACCUUGUUGUGGUACAUGACUUUUUGGGGGUUUGCUAUGAAUUAUAUGUUACGUUUGAACAUCAACAUAGCCAUAGUAUCGAUGAUCAAACACCCUGCGAAAAACUCAAACGUUACAGUUGUGAGCGAAUGCCUGCGGGACAUCAAAUUAACCGAAUUCAACGAUACUCGUGGGAAUACAUUUCCACUUGAACUCGAUGCCGAAGAUGAUAAAUUCGAUUGGGACGAAACUAAACAAAGUACCGUGCUCAGUUCAUUUUUUUCACUCCACAUGAUAAUGCAAAUACCCGGUGGAAUUUUGGCUCAACGUUACGGAGCGAAAAACGUUGUUGGCAUAAGUAACGGUCUGGCUGCAAUACUUUCAUUUGCUAUACCUCUAUCAGCGAAAAUUGAUUAUAAAGUUUUAGCUGCCAUUCGACUGAUCCAAGGCUUUACUUCCGGGGCUGUUUGGCCUGCAAUGCACACGAUGACUGCUAAAUGGAUUCCCGUACACGAGAGGAGUCGUUUUGUUUCAGCGUAUUUAGGCAGUUCGAUUGGCGCAGCUGUGACUUAUAUAAUGUGCGGAUAUGUUAUUGCUAUGUUUGGCUGGGAAAGCGUUUUUCAUCUUACCGGAGUAUUAGGGUUGUUAUGGUACAUUUGUUGGACGAUUCUUAUAUACGAAUCGCCAGCUGAGCAUCCGACUAUUGGUCAUAAAGAAAGGGUGUAUAUAGAAAACAGCAUUGGAAAAACUGUGAAAAUGCAAUCUAAACUAUUGCCAAUACCUUGGAAAUCAAUGCUCACAUCAAGGCCAUUGUUAAUUAAUGCGCUCACGCAAAAUGGAGGAGUUUGGGGAUUGUUAACGUUAGCAACGCAGUCUCCUACAUACUUUAACUUUGUUCUCGGACUAAAUAUAAAAAAGACAGGAUUAUGGUCUGGCAUGCCAUAUAUCGCGCGAUGGCUUUUUGCAUUCGGAUUUGGUAUGUUUAGCGAUUUCUUAAUAAAGUCGAAAAAAUUGACCAUAACAAAUGUACGCAAGCUGGCAACAAUUUUGUGCAAUAUUUGCCAAGGAUUAUUUAUUUUAGGAAUUUGUUUUUGCGGAUGUAACUCAACGGCUGCUAUCAUUAUGGUUACUCUAGCUACAGCUGUGAAUGGUUCGGUUUCUUCUGGACCGUUAGCAGGAGUAGUAGAUCUAGCGCCAAAUUAUGCUGGUGUGAUCCAGGGAAUCGUAGGCACUAUUACUGUAUUCUGUACAUUUUUUUCUCCAAUUUUAGUCGGAAUGUUUACAUUGCAUCAGCAAACUUUAGGACAAUGGAAUAAGGUAUUUUUUUUGACUUCGGGCAUUUGUUGUUCAACUGGACUAUUAUAUGUUUUUUGCGGCGAUUCAGAAAUUCAAAAUUGGAAUUAUAAGUACGACGUUUCAGUGUCCAAAGAUAAAGAAAUGAAACUCAUAAAAACAAAAUCUGAUAACAAAACAAAUAAAAAUAUAAAUAAUGUUUAGCAAGUAUUACUUAUUUUUAAUUUUGAUAAAAACACAGAAUAAAUUAUAUUAAAUGAGACAUUAAUAAUGUAAACAAAAAUGUAGUGAUUAAAAAAGAUAGGACUGAAAUCCGGAUAUUUCCAUCACUAGUGAAUAUAAAUUACAUAUAUUUAUAACUCGUCCAGUUAAUCUUGAUACCAGGCGACCGUUACGAUUUAAAAGUUGUAGGGGUCAGCAAAGAACUAUAUGUGAAGAGGAGCUGUUACCACAUUUCUUUUAGAGUUAGUAUUAAUUAUUGAGUAUU